Clunio marinus is the source of this 570-nucleotide messenger RNA. The record is from the annotation of a GenBank genome assembly. Lineage: Eukaryota; Metazoa; Arthropoda; Insecta; Diptera; Chironomidae.
AUGCUAAUCAGUUUGAAUGGACCCUUCCUGUUGCAACUCUCAGAGUUAUGCGAAAAAAUAAGCAACAAUAGCAGAGUGCAAACUGCAUUCAGCAUGCGUAGAAAAACGUUGUUGCAGCAUGCAUUUUGCAUUUUACAAAAUGGACAAAAAACCUUAUUUUUGGAGAAUUUAACAUCACUUGUGAAGAAUGAAUUUGCCCACCAGUCAUUUUCAACUGUUGUUGAUGCAUUUUUAAUGCUUGGACCAAUACAUGACUCCUUUUUUAUUAUUACGAUACAUUUAAACGCGCUUGGCAAUCGUGUAAAUAUUUAUGUUAAAUUAUUAACCAAAUCUUUAGAGAUUUUCAAUUGUCAACUCAUAAAUUCAUCAUCUAUUGAGUCCAUCAGAGUAAACACCAAACCUUUUGUUACAUCAUCACUCACAAAAAACAUUAUUAUGUGCAACUCUUUACCUAAGUUUCCAAUUCAGAACGAGUAUCAAGUCAUGCUUAUAAUGCCAUCUGGAGUCAUUACCAUCAUCAAUGACAUUUUGAAAGGACUUCUAAACCAUACAAAAGCUGAAACAUUUUAA